Dendrobium catenatum is the source of this 2313-nucleotide messenger RNA. Its product is annotated as putative pentatricopeptide repeat-containing protein At5g43820. Gene Ontology annotation, molecular function: protein binding. The record is from RefSeq and is a predicted model, not a curated record. The coding region runs from base 243 to 1916 and encodes 557 amino acids. The transcript is spliced from 2 exons. Lineage: Eukaryota; Viridiplantae; Streptophyta; Magnoliopsida; Asparagales; Orchidaceae.
UUGGUAUUUAGAGUCCGAAGGGGGUGACCGGAGACGGAGGAUUUUAUUCCGCCGUGAAAUUUAGCGGGCGAUCAAAUCCCAUUUGGCAUCAAUCCUGCUGAAAAUCGGCAUAAAUCAUUGUUAAAUCCUACAUCCAAACAGCCCCAUAGCUUGUAAAUUCAGGGAGCCUGCUGCGACUCUUUAUUGGGCGAGCUUAUUCGUUGCUAGAGCGAAGACAUCGUGUCGAGCUAUCACAUGUCGUCAUGGCGUCUGGAACCCUAACCAGGUAUCAUAACCUCCUUAGGGUUUCCAUCUAUCCUCUGCCCCAUUCAUUUACAUAUUGCACCUCCGAUCUCUCGCAGCAAUCUAUUUUUUCUCCUAAAUCUCAAGAAAUUCCUUCGAAACACGAGACAACACUCUCAGAGCAGUUCGUUCUUGAGGAGUUAUCUAGCAUCCUUCCAAUUGGUCUUAAAACCACUAAAAGUUGCGCUUUUACCUUGACACCAAUGCCGGAACCCCAGCUAUCAAAACCGAGCAAUUGCCUUCUCUUACCCGAUGAGAAGCUGCGAGGGAUUUUUCUCCAGAAAGUUAGCGGCAAAUACACCUUAGAGUCCGCCCUUUCUGCGACCGGCGUCAAUUUGACGCCGGAAAUCUUUUCAGAUGUGCUGAACAAGGGCAGUAUGGGCGGGGCAGCGAUGGUGGCUUUCUUUAAUUGGGCGUUGGGGCAUUCAGAUUUACCGAAGAACAUUGAAACCUAUAACUUGGUUCUCAAAGCUCUUGGCAAAAGGAAAUUUUUCGACUUUAUGGUUGAAGUCUCUCUUCGAAUGAGGAAGGAUGAGUUGAAACCUGAUUUGGGAACCAUAGAAAUUAUCUUGGAUAGUUUUGUGAGAGCUCGUCAGGUUUCAAAAGCUGUUGACUUUUUCAAAAGGCUAGAGGAUAUUGGUGCUGAUUGUGACACCAAGGCUCUUAAUAUCCUCCUGAAGUGUCUAUGUACUAAGUCUCAUGUUGGAGUUGCUAGUUCAUUAUUGAACUCCAUGAAAGGGAAAAUCCCAUUUAAUGAACUAACAUACAAUGAAAUCAUUGCAGGGUGGGCAAAGUUUGGAAUGGUGGAUAAAGUGGAGAAAUACUGGGCAGCAAUGGCGGCGGAUAAUUUCAGUCCUGAUUGUCGAACAUUCUGCCACCUUAUUGAGGCAUUAGGAAGAGCUGGGAGGAUUGGCAAAGCUGCUGAAACCUUUGACAAGAUAGAGGAGAAGGGAUGCAUUCCAGAUACAUCCAUAUACAAUGUGAUGAUUUCUAAUUGUAUUUCAGCAGGUGAUAUUGAGGAAGCAGUUAAUUACUACAAGAGAAUGACUGAGAGGAAAUGUUCUCCAGAUAUUGAUACUUACAGCAAAUUGAUUAAAGCUUUCCUGAAAGCUAGGAGAGUGGCAGAUGCUCUUGAGUUCUUUAAUGAAAUGCUGGGACGUGGACUCGUACCUACCGUUGGAAUGGUUACUUCCUUUAUCGAACCUUUGUGCAACUUUGGGCCGCCGCAUGCUGCUAUGGUGAUCUACAAAAAUGCCAUGAAAUUAGGGUGUAGAGUAUCUUUGAAGGCCUACAAGCUUUUAUUUAUGAGGCUCGCAAGGUGUGGUAAAGGCGGGAUGCUGUUGAAGCUUUGGGAAGAAAUGCAGGAGAGUGGUUAUACUUUAGAUAAUGAAGUUUAUGAUUGUAUUAUCAAUGGACUCUGCAAUGUUGGGCAUGUUGAGACUGCUGUGCUUAUUGUGAAUGAGGCAUUACGACAUGGCUGUUGUCCUGGGAGGAUUGUUUAUAGCAAACUUAAUAACAAGUUGUUGGCAAUGAGUAAAGUUGAGACAGCAUACAAGCUCUUUCUCAAGGUCAGAGAUGCAAGGAAUAAUCAGAACUUGCAGAGUUACUGGCGUUCCAGGGGAUGGCAUUUUUAAACAUGAGCUUCUGUGGUCUAAUUGUGUGAUAGAGAUUACGUGGCAAACUGUUAUUUUGGUAGCAUGGAAGCUUGACAAACAGGGAACAAACAAAGAAAAACCACUUGCACCUCUUUCUCCUCCCCAUACCAAAACGGGGCGAGCUAAGAUAAAACAGAAAAUAUUAUAUCCAAUGGGAAAGGAAAAAAAGCUGUAUAGUGAAGUAAAGCAGAAGAGCAAUUUUGUAAUAGAAUUGGUAAGUGGUGGUAAAGUAUUCCGUAGCAGACUUUCGUAAGAUUUAUCUUUUUAGGGGUUGUUUGGUUGUGAGUAAAGUAUGUGCAAAAUAUUCUUUUGAAAAUGUUUUGAAAAUAUUGAUAUUUGAUGACUAAAUGCAAUGUCUAGUUCAUUUUUAUGUGAA